AUUCUCUUCUCUUCUCUUCAUCAAAUAUCUUUUUUCUUCAUCAUCAUUUCUCACACAGCUAUUGUUUUAUCUCUUCUUUUGUUUAAAGUAACUUAGUCUAAAUCACGAGAUAUUGCAGUUUUCUGAAAAAAAAUGGAAUUUGUUAAUAGCUCUACACCAAGAUAUGACUGUCUCCUCUUUGAUUUGGAUGAUACUCUUUAUCCUUUAAGCUCUGGUUUAUCACAAGCAUGCGCCAACAACAUCAUAGAAUUUAUGGUUGAGAAGCUUGGAAUAGAUGAAGAGGGAGUCGUUGAACUAAACCAAAUUCUCUAUAAGAAAUAUGGAACUUCAAUGGCUGGUCUAAAGGCUGUAGGUUAUGAAUUCGACAACGAUGAGUACCACCGUUUUGUUCACGGAAGAUUACCUUAUGAAAACCUUAAACCGGACCCGGUUCUAAGAAAUCUCCUCCUUACUCUACCUUUGCGAAAAUUGGUUUUCUCAAAUGGAGAUGAAGUUCAUGUGACCAAGGCGCUAAAGAGGCUCGGGAUCGAAGAUUGUUUUGAGAGAAUCAUAAGUUUCGAGACCUUAAACCCUAAGAUCAACGAGACUUUAGAUUACCUUCCUGAGAUCCCGGUUAUCUGUAAACCAGCAGAGAGUGCAUUCGAGAAAGCCUUCGACAUUGUACAGCUCAAUCCUCACACAACCUUGUUCUUCGACGACAGUGUACGUAACAUCCAAACCGGAAAAGCCUUGGGUCUCCAUACAGUCCUGGUUGGUAAAUCCGAAAAAGUGGAAGGAAGUGAUCACGCGUUAAAGAGCAUUCACAACAUGAAAGAAGCAUUUCCUGAGUUAUGGUCGGAAUCCAUCAACAAAGAAUCUGAAAGAAUUGGUUAUGCCACACGGAUCUCGAUUGAAACUUAUGUGCAAGCUUAAUUAUUUAACAUGUUUAUUUUUAGUUUCUUAAAAAAGUUUACAUAUAUAUAUAUAUAUAUGUAAGUAAUUAAUGUAUAAUAAAAUAAAAGUAUCCAAGAUAUACCGUUUAUUGUUGCUGCAACGGUUGAUAUAUAUGGUCUCUAUGUAUUUGAACAACAAAAACAUGUAUUCUCUGUUUUCGUAACACUUUCGUUAAUUAGAAAAAAGUAAUUGUUAACUUUUA
This is a messenger RNA of Brassica napus (rape), 1135 nucleotides long. RefSeq names its product suppressor of disruption of TFIIS. The record is from RefSeq and is a predicted model, not a curated record. The transcript is spliced from 7 exons. Bases 133 to 912 code for a protein of 259 amino acids. NCBI's taxonomy places the organism in Eukaryota, Viridiplantae, Streptophyta, Magnoliopsida, Brassicales, Brassicaceae.